CCCUUCCGCUCCCACAGCGCCCCGCGCCGCAUCAUGGACCACAAUGACAAUGAUUUGCAAGGAACAAAUAGUUCAGGAUCAUUGGGUGGUCUUGAUGUCCGUAGAAGAAUCCCUAUAAAGCUUAUUUCAAAACAGACCAAUAAAACCAAACCUGCACCUCGGACUCCAAGAAAUAUGAACAGGAUGCCUUCGAAGACACAAGCUGGUGAUGAAGAAGAAUUUGAUUAUAACAAAGAGGAGCGAUACGAAUGUAAAGGAGGUGAAAUGUUUGGCAAUCAGAGGAGAUUUCCUGGACCCAUCUUUUGGGACUAUAAGAUAAACUUGCUGGGGGAAAAGGAUGAUACACCGGUCCAUUUCUGUGAUAAGUGUGGAUUGCCUAUCAAAAUGUAUGGACGCAUGAUACCUUGUAAGCAUGUUUUCUGCUAUGACUGUGCUAUACUACAUGAGAAAAAGGGAGACAAGAUGUGUCCAGGCUGUAAUGAACCUGUGCAGCGAAUUGAGCAGUGUGUACGAGGGUCUCUCUUCAUGUGUAGCAUUGUUCAAGGAUGCAAGAGAACUUACCUGUCACAGAGGGACUUACAAGCUCACAUCAACCACCGUCACAUGAGAGCUGGGAAGCCUGUUACUCGUCCUCCCAUUGAACCUGUACAUCCUCCUAUUGCCCCGCCGCCAGCCGAAAUUCCCGAGCGUUUCAUAAUGCCCCCUGAGAAACAUCACAUGAGCCACAUUCCGCCAAAGCAGCACAUCAUGAUGCCACCGCCUCCUUUGCAGCAUGUGCCCCAUGAGCACUAUAACCAGCCCCACGAGGACAUCCGAGCUCCUCCUGCAGAGAUGUCCAUGGCUCCACCGCCACCCCGCCCGGUCAGUCAGGACACCUUCCGCAUCUCAACGAGAAAACACAGCAACUUGAUAACUGUCCCCAUUCAGGAUGACUCGAAUUCAGGCGCUCGAGAACCACCUCCACCAGCGCCUGCACCUGCUCACCAUCAUCCUGAAUACCAGGGGCAGCCAGUGGUAUCACACCCUCAUCAUAUUAUGCCUCCCCAGCAGCACUAUGCACCGCCCCCGCCGCCGCCUCCGCCCAUCAGCCACCCGCUGCAGCACCCUCCGCAGGCGGCRGGCACCCCUCACAUGGUGUACAGCCAGGCUCCUCCGCCUCCCAUGACCUCUGCCCCUCCGCCCAUAACCCCRCCACCCGGACACAUCAUUGCCCAGAUGCCACCCUACAUGAACCAUCCUCCUCCAGGACCUCCCCCUCCUCAGCACGGAGGCCCACCUGUAAAUGUAAAUGCGCCCCCUCCACAUCACUAUAAUCCCAACUCUUUGCCACAGUUCAGUGAAGAUCAAGGAACUCUUAGUCCCCCUUUCACACAGCCUGGGGGAAUGAGUCCAGGGAUAUGGCCAGCUCCAAGGGGACCGCCUCCRCCUCCAAGGAUGCAGGGGCCUCCUGCUCAGGCCCCCCUUCCUGGACCACAUCACCCUGAUCAAGCCAGAUACAGACCCUAUUACCAAUGAUAGAAGCAACUCUAUGAAUAGAGAAUGCCAUGAAGAAGAUAAAACUAAAUACAACAGCCUUUUAAUUAAUUGUUUUGGGAUUAUUUUGUUGUGGUUUUUUAAAAAUACUGUCAUUUUGACUGUUAAGACAUUUUGAGGUUUGAAUCUUAAAUGAUUUUUAAGCCUUGGCCGUAGGACUCUUAACUUCAAAUACUCUGUAGUGCUAAAAUAAGUGGCUUAGUAGACCACAGUUGCAUUUUAACAGAACUUCUGUUGCUAGUGUGGCUAAAUAGUCCUAAGAUGAUCACUUGUAAUAUUAUUUCCUGGAGAAAAUGGACAUGUGUUGUACCAUUCUGAAUAUUGUUUUUGUUAAAUACAGUGUUUUUGUUAACCUGUGUACAAUAAUUAAAUUGAAUAUGGUUGUAAAUGUGGUGAGUUUUUAUAUGAAGUUAACACACACUUAGUUUUGGGACACCAUUUCAACACUAAUAGUUUCCAAAUAGCACUGUAGUGAAAUAUAAAAGGAACCUUAAUAUUUCUCUUACUGCCAUUUACCAUUACUCAUAGUGAUUUCAGGCUGUAAUGAAUUCUUGCCACUAGAAAUCAGACGUGCAGAAUUCUGCACUUACUACAUUCCAUUUUUUCUGUUUUUUAAUUCAUGCAACAAGAUGAAUCUAUCAAAGAUACAGCUUUGGGCAUGACAUGAAACCUUGUGGGUUUUAUGUUUUUGUUUUUUUUUUUAAAGUUUGUUUUAAAGCUAGUUUUUAUUUAGAAGGUUCUGUUUACAUGUAAGCUACUCACUGGAGUUGAAUUCAAACUACUGUGUUUACCUAUGACUGUGUUUGUUUGGAAGUGGCUGUGAACUGGCUUGGCAUGUCUGUGAAAAGCAGCUUCUUUUWGGUAGGGAAGUUAUGUUUGCCUCUCACUUUAUAUAAUGUGUACAGUAGGAAAACUUCCYGUUUGGAUAAUAUGAAAGAAGUGGUGUGUAGUUAAAAGAAAUAAAAAGGUACACAUUAUUUAUGUGUUUUGAUUUGUGAUACAGGUUUAACUGAACAGACAGUAGUUAGUUGUUCUGCUUUUCUCAAAAAGUAGCAAUAUAAGCAGCUUUUGGGUCUGUUUUGGUCUAAAAUUUAUGUUUUAUAAGAAUACUUUCAAAGAUAAAUGUAAAAUGARAAAGUUCUUUUUUAGUGCAGCUGGUAGCAGAAGCAGACACAAGACAGUACUGUCUGUUGAUUGGAGCACUUAUCUUUGCAUUUCUGAUCAGUAUUUGCACUGAACCAUUGUUUUUYCCAAAUGCCACAUUUCUGGCAUUGGUGCUUUUAAAUGGAGUUCUUUGGGUUUUUUCUAAAGUUUGUAGUUUCUUACUGUUCUCAAAUAAUCUGAGCCAUCUUAAAGCCCCAGCGUUACUUUUUAUUUUUGUAAACGUUCUUUUCCUGAAUCAUUAAUGUUAAAUUUAUGAAAAGCUGUGGCAGUGCGACAUUCCAAAUUUUGUAUUUUUAUGUCUAAACUUUGUAUUUUUAAAUUGGUUCUUUAGAUUUUCUCUAUUCUUGGCUGCCAUUGAUUUCCUUGUGACCAUAGCCAAAUUUUUAGUCUGCCUUUCAAAUAAAUACUUCUUUAGACAUGUGAUACAAAUGACCAGUGAGUGUCAAAUGCUUCAAAAUCUGCUUAGCUGUAACAUACUUCUUUCUAAGAGAGAGUUAUUUAGUUUGGUUGCUCUGAAAACUAAGUAAUUUAAAAUAAAAUACAGUGGUGAAGAAAAUGAAGCUGAUUGUGAUAGUGUGCUAUGAAAUGUGUGCUUGAAAAUUUACUGUUUCUAUACAUGAAGGCAAAAAUGGCUCUGCCAGUGUUCUUUUCUUUCAGUAACUAACAAACAUGAGGAACUUYUAAGGACCCCUUCUGUCACUGUGAAGUAGACUGGGAGGAGACACAUUUGUGUUCCAGCGCACGGCUUCAUCUGGGAGGAAAUCUGCAUGUCUCAUUCAUGUUCUUUGACUCYACCAAGCCAAGCUCAGGCCCGACACACCUGUGUCACAGGGACUCUGAGGGCUCCAGGUACAGCUCACUGUACUCGGACACACACAGCUUCCUGCAGGAGGCCCGGGCAUCCACCUCACCUCACCAGUGCUCUCUUCAGGAGAAUUGGACAUUCUGGAAUGAGCUGCUACAGUCACAUAAUGAGGAAAUAAGGCAACUCCUUCUGUCACGCUGGGUUGUUGAAGUAAGUCAGGUUGUGUACUUUCGUUAUCUAUUCUCCCGUCCCUUGACCCAGAUGAAGAGUUCAAAAUAUUUCUGUGUCCAAAGCUAUUCUUGAAUUUACUGAUAAAGUUUUUCUGAAAAUGCUGAGGCAGGUGAAUUGAUUAAGGGAAAGUAAGAGUUUUUGCUCGAUCAAGAARCACAAAAGGUGAAUGUAUCUCUAUCAUUGUCACUGUAGGCAAUGUGUGAGAAUCUUUUUUCUCUAUAUUUGAGAGAAAGGUGACCGUAUGUCAUAUGGACAAUGAUGUAUUACCCAGAAAAUCAGUGAAUCCCUUGAGUUGUUCAGYGACUGUGGACCCAAAGUCUGUGAUAGAGAACUUCAAAAUUAAUCCUAGGCAGGACUUGGCUCCAAUUUCUGUGUCGUCUUGUAAGAGGAAGACCUAAAUGUAUUUUUUUAAUUAUUAAAUCGGGGAUAUAAUAUAUGUGAUUAAGGGCACCUACAUGACGAAGGGCACUGUUGAUAUUUUCAUAUUUACAAAGUUUAAAAAUGCUUCCAUUGGUUGAAACCCUGUGUUAACUGUCUUUUAAAUUUGUUAAUGGRUUUGGAGUGUGGUUUAGGGUAUUUUUUUCCCUUAGUUUGUUGAUUGGGUUGUCUUUUUUUUAAAAUACAUGGUCUUUUAUUGAGAGGUUACAAAAUUAAUGUAUUGUAUUUAAUUGUGUAAUUGAUAGUUAGAAAUGGUAAGAUGUACUUGUGAUUUCUUUGGAUUUCUUCUGAAGUCUUGACUGUAAAGACAAACAYUUGAAUUGAUAAAGUUUAUUUUCAAUAAAUAUCCAUGUCUGUGGCAGUGAUCUUCCCGAGGCAUUGCCAAGCAGAUCUCAGGUUUUGAAGAGAACUCUGACAUUUAAAUUUGUCAACUAUUGUAGGUUCCUCUAACAGUGUCACAUAAGGAAUGAAAAAGAGUAUGAUGACGGUUUGUGUUCACCAUGGAAUGGAUGAAARAACACCGUCAGGUGGUCUGAAAACCUCUGUGCUUUAGAAUCUUAUCUCCUUACACUUUUCCAUGAUUCCAUCUCUAACUUGGCUUGAAGGGUUGCCUGCAGUCCUACGUACUUUACAACCAGGGGACCAAAUGUGUCCUAUGAACUAUAUUUUCUGUUUGUGGUGGGCAUUUUUUAAUACUGUUAACAUAAAUACAGGUUACCUCUGUGUGAUAAAUGAUAUUUUUCAUGCCUUUUAAAAAAGAAUAACUUAAAAUGCAGAUUAUUUUUUUAAAUCUGGUCCAAGAAAAUURUAAUACCUUACGGGAUGGAUUUUCCAUGUCUUUUCACUUCCUGCUGUCAAAGACUGUCAAAAUCUGUUAAAAACUGAAGUGGAAGUAACUCCCCAAUUAACUAACUCCACUGUAAAAUUUGCACUUACAGCAAGAGAGAAAAGCUAUCUUCCCUUUAGAUGGAAGUCAGGUGCUCUCAAAAACACCUUUGUGGAUAUGCUUUCCCUGUAGAUCAAGUCUGAACACACCUUUCUCAAACUGUUUUUUGCUGUGUAAAUUCGUGUCUGAUUUUGAGUUGUUUCUCUCUGUGUGCAUUGCUGGGCUGUUGACAAAAGCAGGCACAGGUUCACAGCAGAAGGUCCUGUCAAGCCUGGGAAACUGGAGGAGCACAGUGGAUUGGAGCUGCAACGGAAUAUUCAAUGUAUGGGGUACAAGUUUUCGUAUAUAUGACAGAGUUCAGUGCAGCAGAGAAAUGUGCAAGGUUUGAAUUAAUUUUCACCCUGUUUACRUUUCUAAAGUAAAUAUCAGUGUUAUACAAGUUGUAUUUCCCUUUGUAUUUAUUUUGGUGUUAAAAACAAUUCUUAGCAAUUUAUAAAUUAUCUUUAUAUAGUUAUUGUGCCUUGAAAAUGCUGAGCUUUUGCACUGUAGUCAGAUAUUUUACACUCACACCAGUUUGUUUGGGCAACGUGAGUGAAAAUAAUGAAGUUUAAAUCUCCUUUUAGCCUUGACUUAGUCACAAAAUACCAACUUUAGAAGGUUUUCCUACUUUGAAUGGGAUUUCCUUAUUCUCUUAAGUAUGCGGCAUUAAUUUGCUGGUGUUCUUUUUUUUUAAAUUUAUUUUCAGUGUAGACUCUUCAUGAGUGCAAGAGAUUAAAAGAUUCAAAAAGGCAGCAUAUGUCCAGAAACCUGUGGGUGGAAUAGCAGCAGGAAGCUGGUAAAUUAGCUGUCAUUAUGAAACUUCAGUGAGUAAUUUUGAUAAUACAAUUCAAGUGAUUCUCAAGUGCCAGUAGGACUCAUUGUAGUACACUUCUGGUAAUGGGAAGAGUGUUAUUGUCUGCACAUGGGCAAGAAUGUUUCCAUUUUUAUCUAGUUUCAAAAAAGAACUUCAGUGUAACUGCUUUUAAAAAAUCCCAAAUGAAUAAGUAGAUGUAAAUAUGUGUCAUUCAAUACGACUUUUUUUUAGUUUUAUUUGUGAAAACCAAUGCUUGAACACAGCUCCAAGACCUAUUUAUGGUGAAUUACUUCUUCCACUAAAUAAAAUCACRUAAAUGCUGAUGUUUGUUCCUCAAUUUGUUCUUUGCCAUUUCUGGCUCAGGUAAACUUUCAGGCAUCUUCCUAGGAAGCAGAAGGGAGCAGGUGCAUGAAAAGUGGGAAAACAARUUCUCCACAUUCAGCACAGGGAUGAGGAAUAGAGA
Messenger RNA from Malurus melanocephalus (red-backed fairy wren), 6373 nucleotides. It is a transcript of the gene CBLL1, whose product is annotated as Cbl proto-oncogene like 1. NCBI's taxonomy places the organism in Eukaryota, Metazoa, Chordata, Aves, Passeriformes, Maluridae. The record is from RefSeq and is a predicted model, not a curated record. Gene Ontology annotation, biological process: regulation of cell adhesion; protein ubiquitination. Gene Ontology annotation, molecular function: ubiquitin protein ligase activity. The transcript has 6 exons. The coding region runs from base 34 to 1515 and encodes 493 amino acids.